AUGUAUACCCCGAAGAAAUCCAUCAAACACUUCCUCGCCAUCCACGACGUUAGCAUCUCCGACGCUAAACGCAAGGCCAUGGAACACGGAAUCAAGGGAACCCCACAAAUGUCCCUUCCUGCGGCGCUCGUCAUGAUAUUGCUCAGCUUUAUCUUCUUCAUGCUCUUAGCAUUCGGGGCUAGUUUGCUCGUGUAUUCUCUCGAGGGCCGGUAUAAUCCGCCGGCGCCACCACAAUACUACUAUGGAGACAACCGAAGAAGGUUGCCCGAACUGCUCGACUUUGCGGACCAGACAGAGCCGCUCCCUCGGUAUGAGCGCGAGGAUUCUACCGAGAGACCACUCCUUGAUUUCGAAGGGAGUACACCACCCCCCGCCUACGGCACCGUCUUCCACAUUCCUGCGCCAUGUGAUGAUGAGGAGAAUCAUCCAGCAGAAUCGUCGCCAGAUGGACCAGACAGAAGCGAUGCUUCCCACAUGGUCUAA
Colletotrichum phormii is the source of this 483-nucleotide messenger RNA. RefSeq lists its product as uncharacterized. Bases 1 to 483 code for a protein of 160 amino acids. The transcript has a single exon. The record is from RefSeq and is a predicted model, not a curated record. NCBI's taxonomy places the organism in Eukaryota, Fungi, Ascomycota, Sordariomycetes, Glomerellales, Glomerellaceae.